Messenger RNA from Centruroides sculpturatus (bark scorpion), 1592 nucleotides. Its product is annotated as prolyl 3-hydroxylase 1-like. The transcript has 10 exons. Gene Ontology annotation, molecular function: protein binding; collagen binding. Gene Ontology annotation, cellular component: endoplasmic reticulum. Lineage: Eukaryota; Metazoa; Arthropoda; Arachnida; Scorpiones; Buthidae. Gene Ontology annotation, biological process: collagen fibril organization. The record is from RefSeq and is a predicted model, not a curated record. Bases 81 to 1592 code for a protein of 503 amino acids.
UCCAACAUGGCCGCUGUGCUGGUGGUUCUGGCGGAAACGUGGAACGGAACAUCAAUGCUAACGUUAAAAGUAUCGGUCGGAUGUUAAUUAGAAAGACAUGCGAAGCGGAAAUAAAUUAUGACGUUUCAUAUAAACGUGGGAUUCAAGCUUAUUUAGAAAAUCGCUGGGAAGAUUGCGUUAAUUACAUAGAAAAUGCCAUAAAUCAGUACAGAAAUUAUCUUUCGGCCAUUUUAAAUUGCCGUUACAAGUGCCAUUCGUUUGUUGAUACGGAAUUAAAUCAAUCGGAAGUUAAAGAUUUGCUUCGAUUUUACGAAUUAAUUGUUAAAAAUGCUUAUUGUUUAAUGAAGUGCGAAAAGUAUUAUUUUAAAACACGCCCCUCGAUUAAGAAGGAAGUCGACAAUGAUUUUGAAAACAAGGUACCUUAUGAUUAUCUUCAGUUGUGUUACUUCAAGUUGGGUAAACUUGAAAAUGCUGCAUCCUGUUCAUAUACCUUCCUUGUUCAUAAUCCUGGACAUAGUGUAAUGCAAAACAACUUACAGUAUUAUGUUGGACUGCCUGAAGUUCAGUUAGAGAAUAUUAAAUAUUUAGAGCCAAAAAAUUAUCAGGAAUUUUAUAUAAAAGCUGUACAGAUGUAUGGGGAAGAAAAUUUUUCAGAAGUUAUUGAAUGGAUGGAACAAGCCUUGAUAGAAUAUUUGAAAGCAGAAAAAGAAUGUCAGUUGAUGUGUGAAAAUUCUAUGUCUUCAGCUCCUGAAACAGAUUUCAUUGUAUUAGUUGCCAAUCAUUUUACAUUUACAUUAAGAUGUAAGUUACAAUGUCCAUUAAAAUUAUCUCUCAUUCAUGGUCAACUUUAUCAAAAUCUUUUCUCUAAUCAUUAUCAUUACCUACAGUUUGCCUAUUAUAAAAGAAACCAAUUAAAGAAAUCAUGUGAAGCUGUAGCAUCAUAUCUUUUGUUUCAUCCAAAUGACACUGUGAUGUUAGAAAAUGAGCAGUUUUAUAAGAGUGUUAAAAGUGUUCAGAAAGAAUGGUUUCGUCCAAGAGAAGAAGCUGUAAAAUAUUAUGAUCAGUUAAAGAGGCAAAAAGAACUACUACUAUAUAUUGAACAAUCUUUCCAAUUCAAUGAUUCCAAUAAUCAGGAUAUAUUCUUAAAUGAACCAAUUCCACCCCCAUCCCAAGUUAAGAAUAAUCAUAAUCAUGAUAUUAAUAUUGAAAGGAUAAAAAGAGAAGCUGAUAAACCAGAAGAAGUAUUAAAAUGGGAAGAAGAAAAUGGGGUUAGUGUUAUUAUGAAAGAUAAAGAUUUAAAUGGAUCUUUACGAUUUGCUGCAGAUGGCUUAGCUUCACAAAAGGAAUGUGACAAGAUGAUUUCUCUUGCUAGAGAAGGUGCACUUCAUGGUGAUGGCUAUAAUGGGAAGCAUUCACCUCAUACUGAAUUUGAAAUGUUUGAAGGUUUAACAAUUGGAAGAGCUGCAAUUUUAACGCAAAGAGGUAUUCUCGAUGCCGCAUCUUCACAGAUAUUUUUAAAUGUGAGUGAAAAAGCAAGAAAAUACGUUGAGAUGUAUUUCAAACUUAACUCUUAUUUAUAUUUUGCCAUAUAA